Messenger RNA from Sphaerulina musiva SO2202, 2771 nucleotides. Its product is annotated as WD40 repeat-like protein. NCBI's taxonomy places the organism in Eukaryota, Fungi, Ascomycota, Dothideomycetes, Mycosphaerellales, Mycosphaerellaceae. Gene Ontology annotation, biological process: tRNA wobble uridine modification. Bases 1 to 2415 code for a protein of 804 amino acids. Gene Ontology annotation, cellular component: elongator holoenzyme complex. Gene Ontology annotation, molecular function: protein binding. The transcript has a single exon. The record is from RefSeq and is a predicted model, not a curated record.
AUGACAGACACCGUGAUCGAAUAUAUUGCCGCUGGCGGGAACAGGCAUCCUUCUGCCGCAGACUGGUCGACUUCAUUUCUCGCCUAUGGCGCUGGCAACAACAUUGCUCGGUGGAACCCCCAAGAUGGCGGUCGUAAAGGCGUAUACGCUCUUCUCGCAGGUCACACGGACUCUGUAAACGCAGUCAAGAUCAUCGAAGAUUCCAACAGACUGCUCAUUGUGAGCGGAAGCGCAGAUAAUACGAUUCGAAUAUGGUCUCCCAGCUCAAAUGGAACAAUCGAGGAAAUACAGUGCCUCAAGGAGGAUACUGCAUCGAUCAAUGCAAUUGCUACGUUGUCGGAUGCAAAUCUGUUCGCGUCAGGCGCGGCAGAUGGUACUGUCAAGAUAUGGUAUCUGGAAGAUACAACAGCUAAGCUCGCUCAGACCAUCUCCUUGAAGCCACGAUUCUUUCCAUUAUGCCUUGCACUUACGCGCCUCGCGAGUGGCGAUGUAGUGCUCGCAGUUGCCGGAACUUCGAACAUCAUUCAACUGUUCGCUUGCGCGCAUGGUGAUGGAAGCAGUUUCGAGCUGCAAGCUACUAUGAGGGGUCAUGAAGGUUGGAUUCGAUCUCUGGACUUCACCAGAGAGCACCAGACAGAACAAAGUGAUACACUGCUGGCUUCUGCCAGCCAGGAUAAGUACAUCCGUUUAUGGCGCUUUCGCCAGGGCGAAACCAGGGCUUCCAGCGGUGUCAGCGAGGUGAACGAGCUCGUCGCAGGUGCAGAGAAAAUAUCUUUGUCAAACAAAGCCCAUCAAGUUGGGAGUGAAGGCUCGAAGCAUAGCGUAACAUUCGAAGCACUGCUUGUUGGUCACGAAGACUGGAUCUACACGGCACGCUGGGCUCCAAACAAGACCGGUACCCAAAGUGCUUGUCUGCUAACAGCAUCUGCGGACAACUCUCUCUCGAUAUGGAACGCGGAGCCUUCGUCAGGCCUGUGGGUAUGCAGCAGCAGACUGGGAGAAAUUAGUUCGCAGAAAGGAUCUACCACUGCGACAGGCAGCACAGGCGGCUUUUGGAUAGGACUUUGGCAACACGAUGCUCGGUCAGUCGUCAGUCUAGGACGAACAGGCAGCUGGCGGCGCUGGAGUUACCAGCCUGAUAGUGAUAUGUGGGUUCAGGAAGUUGGCAUAGGUGGACACGUGGAGGAAGUGCGCAGUCUGGCAUGGGCGAGGUCAGGCCAGUACUUGCUCUCGACGAGCUCAGACCAGACGACCCGGCUGUAUUCCCAGUGGCAGGAGCAGGAAAAGUCAAAGUCGUCGUGGCAUGAGUUCGCACGACCGCAGAUACAUGGAUAUGAUCUAAAUUGUGUUGAUUGCAUAACUGAUGAUCGAUUCAUAUCUGGCGCUGACGAAAAGCUGCUCCGGGUCUUUGACAAGCCUAGAGCUGUGGAUAAUCUUCUUGCAAAGCUGGGCGGAACUGCUACAUCUGGCGCCGCUGAUUUGCCAGAUGCUGCCAACAUUCCAGUUCUCGGCCUGUCGAACAAAGCUGUCACCGCAGUGGACAGGCAGGAGCAGAACGGCGCUGAUGGCGACAUGGACGAAGACGAGACUGGUGGCUCCACAUCGAUGACAAGGGAGAAUCAAUCUAUUCUGAAUCUCGAACAUCCGCCAUUCGAAGAUCAUCUUGCUCGUCAUACUCUCUGGCCAGAACACGAAAAACUGUAUGGUCAUGGCUAUGAGAUAUCAGCUGUGGCUACCAGCAAUGACGGCACCUUGGUUGCCACUGCUUGUAAGGCCAGUUCCCUGGAUCAUGCAGUGAUUCGGCUAUACGAGACGAAAGAAUGGCGGAAGGUCAAACCUCCUCUUACUGCGCAUAGCUUAACUGUGACCAGCCUUGCCUUCUCGCCGGAUGAUCGCUAUCUGCUUAGCGUUGGAAGAGAUAGGCAGUGGGCAUUGUUUGAGCGAGAAAGCAGUGCAUCGAGCGUGUACACAAUGCAUGCAAGUAAUCCCAAAGGUCACUCGCGCAUGAUCUUGGACUGUUGCUGGGCGCCUGCUACUGUCGGACAGGUCUUCGCCACCGCAGGUCGAGACAAGAGCGUCAAAAUCUGGAGGCUUCUGGAAGGCAAAGCCGAAUGCAUAUCGACAUAUGCGAGCACGGCGUCCCUGACUGCUAUUGCUUUCGAACAACGACUCCACGAAGGGCAAUUGUUGUUGUUGGCAGGAGAUGAGGUUGGCAAGAUCAUCCUCAUCAGGCUGCAGCAGGAUACGUUGGGGGUACAGGGCGCUGAAGACAUGCCUAUCUCCAUUAGACCUUCGAAGAGUGUGACCUCAUUGCGCUGGCGACCAGAGGUGGUGAUUGAGAAUGUUUCGCAGGUCAAGCGGGCCUUUGCUGCUGCAAGUGACGACCACUCGGUAAGGAUAUAUACUUUCUCCUGAACUUACGGUCGCAAGCUAUGAUUGAACGACAUGGUUCAGCAAGGGUCUUGGUCUGAUCCAAGCUCUUACGACCUCCUACCUUAUGGAGCCCUGACGCGCGAGCUCGGGUCCUGAUGGUUUUGAAGCAUGAAAUGUACUAAAAGUCUGAAAGAGGUGUUGUUCUCGGUGGUCAAGGGCUUCACAUGAGUAUAUGAUUGAUUACAUGGAGCGUGAUGUUGGGCUUGGUUGAAGUAUGCAAUAUUUUGCAAUCGAUCGCGAGCCAGACAGACAACCAGUGAGUGUGUGAGGGGGGGUCGAGAAUGCCGCGUGGUUCCGCAACAACAGAGAAUUCCACACACCAUAGGGCACCAAAGGGC